CAGUCGGAGGUGAUGGUGAAGAGGUGAGAGGCGUAGACUUUGGACCCACCUUACUUGCUCUUGUUCUUUGCCACCGGCUGCAGCACCUCGGUUUGUUUCUCUUCACCUGUGGAAAACAUGAAGGUUAAUUUCGCCCCCUUGGACGUACCUCUCCACAGGAGACUACAGACAGCCGUGGUGCUGCAGUGGGUCUUCUCCUUCCUUGGCCUGGCACCCACCUGCAUCUUCCUGUUCUUUUACCUGCUGUUCACUCGCUUCUGGCUGAUCAGUGUGCUGUAUGCCGUCUGGUGGUGCUUUGACUAUGACACCCCAGCACGUGGAGGCCGCAGGGUGCCUUUUUUGUGUGGCCUCAAACUCUGGGAUUACAUGCGGGAUUACUUCCCCAUCAAGUUGGUGAAGAUGGCUGACUUGGAUCCCAGGCACAACUACAUCUUAGGCUUCCAUCCCCAUGGUGUGCUGGUGGCAGGAGCCUUUACUAACUUCUGCACCUAUGCCACAGGCUUCAGACAGCUGUUUCCUGGCCUCACCAGCUACCUGCUCAUGUUGCCCCUUUGGUUCAGAGCCCCGUUCUUCAGAGACUACAUCAUGUGUGCAGGUCUGAUUCCUUCAGACAAAGAGAGUGCCAGCUAUCCACUGAGGCGAAGGGGUGGUGGUAGUGCUGUUGUAAUAGCAGUUGGUGGAGCCCCAGAGGCUCUUGACGCCCACCCUGGGACCUACAACGUGAUGUUGGCCAAGAAGAAAGGUUUCAUCAAAAUGGCCAUGGAGCAUGGAGCUCAUCUAGUGCCGGUCUUCUCCUUUGGAGAGAAUGAGGUAUUUGAUCAAGUGGAAAACCCCCAAGGAACCUGGCUUCGAUGGACACAGGAACGGCUACAAAGCAUCAUGGGUAUCUCCCUGCCUCUCUUCCAUGCACGUGGAAUUUUCCAAUACUCCUUUGGUCUCAUGCCCUAUAGAAAACCCAUCACUACAAUAGUUGGACGGCCAAUUAGGGUGGAGAGGAAUGAGAAGCCAACAGCCGAGGAACUUGACGCCCUCCACCAGCUGUACAUGGAUGAACUCAGCGAUCUGUUCGAGGAGCACAAAGGCAACUAUGGAGUGGACAAGGACACACACCUGAUCUUUGUCUAAACUCCACUGUGGAUGGAAGAGAUUUGAAUGCAUAUUUAUUUCUAAAGCUCUGGUGCCAAUUGUACAUUUAGAUUGGCUCUGACCACCUGAAUGUGCUGUCAACUGACCUGUUAAUUAAAUAUAAAUGCAAUGAAUGGAAAUGCAUGUGCAUCCACUCACUGAGACCUGUGUGUUCAUUUAGGCUGCUGUCUUUGUUCAGGCUGGUGUAGGAACUGUACAAAGGGGACAUUAAUGACACAAGUUUUCCUCACUUAAUCUCCCAGUUGUUACAUCUGUCUGGGGUUUUAGAUUUUGUGCAAAGCCAAGCACUUUCUCAAACAGAGUCAUAGGUUAAAUUCUGGUUGCAACAUCAUAUGGAGACUCUUUGAAUAAAACAAUGAGAAUUUCAGUAUUUGGUAUCCUUACAAAUGUUAAAUGCAGGGCAAAUAAAAAUAUAUACACAACUCA
Molecule: messenger RNA, 1572 nt
Organism: Lates calcarifer (barramundi perch)
Lineage: Eukaryota; Metazoa; Chordata; Actinopteri; Centropomidae
Gene: mogat2
Product: monoacylglycerol O-acyltransferase 2
Exons: 6
Coding region: 118-1125 (335 amino acids)
Biological process (GO): triglyceride biosynthetic process; diacylglycerol biosynthetic process
Cellular component (GO): endoplasmic reticulum membrane
Molecular function (GO): diacylglycerol O-acyltransferase activity; 2-acylglycerol O-acyltransferase activity
Source: RefSeq, a predicted model, not a curated record